UCUGCACAGAUCACGUGAGAGCGGAUUAAUUUUUUAUUGGCUCUUAACGAGCGUGCCCUGCGCCGAAGAAAUGCGCGUCAGUAAAUACAAAAUGCCGUCAGAGUCUAAGCCUUUGUUGACAGCUCAGACAGAAAAGCCAAAUCAUUAUUCCUAUUUGAAGGAAUUCCGCGUAGAGCAAUGUACGCUUUUCUUACAACACAAAUGUACACAACACAGACCAUUCACCUGUUUUCACUGGCAUUUUAUGAACCAAAGAAGGCGACGUCCUGUAAGACGUAGAGAUGGAACCUUUAAUUAUAGUGCAGACAAUUACUGCACAAAGUAUGAUGAAACUACUGGCAUUUGUCCUGAUGGAGACGACUGCCCGUUCCUUCAUCGUACAGCUGGUGAUACAGAGCGGAGGUAUCAUCUUCGAUAUUAUAAAACAUGCAUGUGUGUACAUGAUACGGAUUCAAGAGGAUAUUGUGUAAAGAACGGACUACAUUGUGCCUUUGCACAUGGAAGUCACGAUCAUCGACCACCGGUUUAUGAUAUCAAAGAGAUUUCUGCUUUGGAGGCCGCCGAAGCUGAAGGUACUGGCUCUUCUAAUGGACCAAAUGCCCUAGACAAGGAAAGAAACCUUAUGAAUGAAGAUCCAAAAUGGCAAGAUACAAACUAUGUUUUGUCCAAUUACAAAACUGAGCCAUGUAAAAGACCACCUAGAUUAUGCAGGCAGGGGUAUGCUUGUCCUCAGUAUCACAAUAAUAAGGACAAAAGGAGAAGUCCUCGGAAAUUCAAAUACAGAUCGACGCCAUGUCCCAACGUGAAGCAUGGAGAAGAAUGGGGUGAACCCAGCAAUUGUGAUGCUGGGGAUAUGUGUCCUUAUUGUCAUACAAGAACAGAGCAACAAUUUCAUCCGGAGAUCUAUAAAAGUACCAAGUGUAACGACGUACAACAGUCGGGAUAUUGUCCCAGAGGAGUGUUCUGUGCAUUUGCUCAUGUUGAACAAGAAUUAGGCGUUUCAAGAGAGACCACAGAUCAAGGAACUAAUUUAGCGGAAAUUUUAUCGAAUGCUCUGCCACCAGGCCUCGACCGGAAUAAAGAGAAGAAUAGCGACAGUUCGAAUGGUAGUAGUGAAGUAAGCGAGUCAGCUUCGACUUCAUCACUGGGUUCGAACAGUUCACAUAGCAAAGCACCAGGCGCCCAAUUAGCUCAUAAAUCGGUACCUUUUCAUAGGCAUCCUAUAGGAUUAGAAUUGAAUAACAAAUUGGUUGCCUUAGAUAAAGACCAUACCUUAGAUAAUCUAGAGCGGGAGCAGAGGAAACAAACAUUAUACUUCACAUAUUCUGGUUUAGGAACAAAUUUUUACAGCAAUGAUACAGUGGAAAGUGUCGUUGGAAACGCGUUGGACGAACUGAAUUUAGAAGACUCCCUCAAUUUGUCAGGAGCUUUAGAUCGCGAUAACGACUCCCCGUCGGUUUCAAAUUCAAUAUCAGUCGGCCUUGCCACGGCCGUUCUUGGCAGUUCGGCACCGGUAAAUAUCCCUGGGGCCAAUCGCUCGGGUCUGGGAGGGUUCAGUCCGAACAGCAGCCCCUUGCAGCACCUGCAAUCCAGCUUUCUUCCGAGCCGUUUCGCUCAGCAGGAUCCCAUCGAUUUCCUGAACCACUCUGGGAUCCAGCUGAGCAGCAGCGCGUCGAAGAUGAACUAUUGCAACGUUUUCGACUUCGGGGCCAGGAGUAUUUCGCCGAACUCCAGGAAUCACAACAACUUCAGCAUGUCGCCGAGCUUGAACAGUCAGAGCAUGUCGAACUUCGAGAUCGCUCGGCUCAAGGAGGAUCUGAGCAACACCAAGCUGCAGCUGUCGCAGUGGGAGGAGAGGCUGGGACAGGCGAGGACCGCCUGCGAGGCGUGGCAGAGAGAGGCGGAGGAUUCCGCAAGAAAAUUAAAGGACACCCUGACCGACUAUAACAAUCUGAAACAGGAGUACGAGAUUUUACAAGGGGGACCCCAUCUCCGUAGCAUAGGCAAGUUAUCGGAACUCAGCAAGUUGUCGCUGGGCGAUCUUAAAAAGAUCCACGCUCAACUUAAGGGGGAUCUGGAUGAGGUCGAAAAAGUAUUAUAUAGGGAAACCGCGUCUAAGUGCAUGGUUUGCGAAGAGAGGAAUAGAACUGUUACUUUAAAUUGCAACCAUUUCGUUUUAUGUAGUGUGUGCGCGCUUACACAGAGCGAAUGCCCCUAUUGUCAGACCCCAAUAGACCUGACGAAUAACAUGUGAACAGACUUCAAUUAGGCUUACAUAUGAAAACGUGCUUUCAAACUUAUCGUUUAAAGACAUCUAUCAGACGCUUUAAAUCGAUCGGAAGUUUGGCAGCAUGAUCUUUCAUAUGUAAUUAACAAAUUUAAUUAAAAAUAAUUGGAUAUAUUAUAAAUAUACUUAUAUAUAUACAUAUUUAGGUUUACUAGGAUUUUCAUAUUACGUUACAAUUUUUCCUGUAGUAAUUUAACAAAUUGUUUUUUCGGUAUUCUAAAACAUCACAUGUACCUUUUUGAUCGUUACGAAACUUAUUGACUGCAUCAAAAUCGUUUUGAACCGUACUGAAAGUUUUUUCGCCCCCACAACGUCAUUUUAUUUUUUGUGUAGUUUAGUUUUGACCCGUCUAUUCAGAAUAAAUAUGAUUUUUAAUUGUGCAUCAAACUGAUCAAUAACAUUUGAAUGAAUAAUGUAUCAUGCUUUUUACAAUAGAAACGUUGGUUUUCUUGUAAUGUCGAUUCUUACUCAACUGAAUUGAUUUGCAGUAUGUUGCUCUACGUGUAAUCCUUUGAAUUCGACUCAAAAUUUAUUAUUCGAUGUUGUGAAUCCAUUAACCUGCCGUUAGAUUUUAAUGUUUGAUAUUUUAUUCGUUUUCUUUUUUUAACGUUCGGAAAUUAUACAAGUGAAAUGGUUUUCAGUUAACUGCGAAAAAGAUUGGAUUUUUGCUGGUAAUAAAGGGCGUUUCAAUAUGAUAAAAUGUGAUCAUUAUCUAGCAUAUCACAUUUACAUUAAAAAAAAAUCACAAUUAAUUCUAUUACUACCAAAAGUACAAAAUUUUGAUGACUUACUUUACAACUCUACUUCUACGAAGUAGGAAUUGAUAAUUUAAAGUUAGCUUUUACGAGUGGAUUGAUCACUAGAUCUCAACAUUACUUUUAAAAAACUUUCAUUAUAUAUAGCAAUAAAGGACUAAAACGUAAGACUACAUUUGUAUGGUUAAGAACGAAAAAACCUGAUAAUAUAGAUUCACAUUUUAACAAUUGACUGAUAUUGAGCAUUAUCUAUAUUUACCAUAUCAUUUUUAAGAUCGUAUAAUUAUCAGUAAGACUGGAUUUUGGACAAAGAUUUGAUACGUCUUAACUUUUCGCCACUAAUGAGAUAAUCAAUUUUGUAACGAAACUCACCGUUUCAGCCCGAGGUUGAAUUUAAUCUGAUAUAUAAGUAUUAAUAGAAAAAUUAGUUUGAUUUGUUCUAGGAAUAUCUGCUGAUAUUGUGUUUUGUCAAUAUUAUGCCCGUUAUUUCUGUAUCGUAUUAAAAUUUUUAUCUUAGUGUAUGUCUUCUCUUUUUUUGUUCAAAGUUUCCGGAGGUUAAUGGUUUCACUUUGAAAGAUUUUUACACUAUAUGAAAUGAAUUAUAUAUUAAAUAGGUAGGAGAUUUUAUGAAUUAAAGUAGUGGGCCUAUAGUUGAUAUAUGUUAUAGGAUUUAGACAUUUUAAGGAGCUAAGAAAGUCAUGACGCCUAAAAUUGAUGAAGAAAUCGAGAAAAUCUGAAGGAAAUAAUGUGCCAACUAGAAAUCUCAUUCGAAAAGAAACUCAAACUCUGUUCUGUAACAACUGACAUAAUAUUGUGAAAGUUGUGAUUUUUUCAGCUCCGAAAAAUUAGAAUUGUGAAAUUGUCUCACUAUCUACUUGUCCAUCGCAUAAAAUAUGCAUUGAUUGUAUUUUAAAGUUUGUUUUUAAUUUCUGAUUGUGAAGAUUGUGUAUUUUGAAAUAAUGGAAAUAGAGAUUUAAAUUCA
This is a messenger RNA of Coccinella septempunctata (seven-spotted ladybird), 4024 nucleotides long. It is a transcript of the gene unk, whose product is annotated as RING finger protein unkempt. Gene Ontology annotation, molecular function: metal ion binding. The record is from RefSeq and is a predicted model, not a curated record. NCBI's taxonomy places the organism in Eukaryota, Metazoa, Arthropoda, Insecta, Coleoptera, Coccinellidae. The coding region runs from base 71 to 2254 and encodes 727 amino acids. The transcript is spliced from 9 exons.